AUGCCCUUUAAGGGACCCGACGGCUCAGGGGCGUCCGGUGGGCCCCGCCCCCACGCCGCCGCCAUCUUGUUGUUUUUUCCAGUUCCUCCCGGCCGCGCACGUGGCACGUCGCUGCGGAAGCCAAGGUGCCGCCCCACUUCCGGCCAGGCCGGUUCCAGCCGGCCGCGGCCCGCAGACGCGCGACUGCCCCCUGGCGGGCGGCCGCUCUGGGCCCCGCCCGGCCCCGCCGCCAUUGCCUCCCUUGCCGGCCGCACGUACGCGCGCGCUACCAGUCCCGAGCGCAGCAGGGCGCGUGUGGGCGGGGCUGCCGGCGGCGCCCGCGCCUGUGCGGCCACGUUGCGCUUGGGUUCAACCGGGGUCACCUGCAUCCUUGCACGCAGUUUGAGCCGUAAGCGCUGUACAGUUGCAUGGAGGGGUUUGGGUACGCGGUGCUCGUUGUACCUGAGGGCUUUGAAGCAGGAGCCCCCACCCCGGUGUUCGGAUGUGUGUGUUCCAGACCCUGUUUGUCCCCGCGGUGGGGGCCCCGGCUCCCGGGUCCCAGGAGGUCCCCUGCCUUCCCCACGCCCGUCGCGCUUCCUUUCAAUAGCGUGUGUUAAGAUCGAGGCCGUGCAUGUGGUGCAUCUUGGCGUAAUCUGCAAGCAGCCUUUGCGAUGGGAGGUGGUCCAUUUAUUAAGAAAAACACUUAAGGUCAAGAUCCACCAACCUUCACUGUUACUCUUCCCCCGAUGGAGGAAAACAGUACAGAGGGAUUCUCCGUCAGCUUCAGUCUCUGUCCAGCCUCCACCUGGAAGCCACAGCUCUGCUAACACACAGGAUAGUGUAAUGGAGACAAACUCGGACUCUGGGGUCAGGCUGUCCAAGUUCACAUUCCUGCUUUGCCGAUGGGCUGCGUGA
Prionailurus viverrinus (fishing cat) is the source of this 894-nucleotide messenger RNA. RefSeq lists its product as uncharacterized. The record is from RefSeq and is a predicted model, not a curated record. Bases 1 to 894 code for a protein of 297 amino acids. NCBI's taxonomy places the organism in Eukaryota, Metazoa, Chordata, Mammalia, Carnivora, Felidae. The transcript is spliced from 3 exons.